UCCAGAUUUCCGGAAGCAGCCACAGUUCAGUUCGUUAAGUACUCGUACUAUUACUUUGUGUAGUCCAAGUUCGACCCCACCCGCCGAAGUUGAGAGAGAACCCUAAUCCCCAAACCCUCUCCGCCGCCGACGACCAAUUGAUCGACCUCCAUGGGUGUUUACGCCGCCUCCUUCCAACCUCCCGCCCUACCGGCCACCGAUGCCGCCCGCCCCGCCUGGAUCCUCCUCGACACGUUGGGCUACAUCUCCGAUUAUUGCCCCCACAACACGACCAAAGCAGAAGCCUACACUAGCACAGGAAAGCAAAUCACGGUCUCCUUUUUUGUCGCCGAGCCGCCGGCUGUGUCCUACUUCACCGUCCACUGCCCGGACCUGAAGAAGGAGGACUUCGUCACGGAGCCCCGCGUCGUCCACUCGGAGAAGAACCUCGCUCUCCUCAGCCUCUCCCUCAGGCGCGGCAUCGAGACCAGAACCGACUACUUCAUCUACAGGGCCAGGCCGGGCCACCUGCCGUCGCUCGAUCUGCUCCCGGCCGGCACAGAUUGCCGUCUAUCGAAGAUAACGGCCUUAGCUUCAGUCGCCUGCGUGCCCUCCAGCGACGGCGAGCACUUCGUCGUGGUUGCUCUCGGCCUAACAUUCCAACCUGGGAGAUACGAGUUCAACCUCUUCCGGUCCGAAUCAGGAACCUGGAACUACAAGCUGCUAGUCUGGGGAACAUCCGUCCUCGGCCCCAAGCCGGUUACCAUCGAUCCUGCCAAGGUGAUCAUGCUCGGCGGCGGAGCGAUUGCCUGGGUCGAUCUUUGGAACGGCAUCCUCGUAUGCGACGACAUCUUCAGCAACGAGGACCCUGCAGAUUUCCGUGUUAUCCCUCUGCCUAAACUCCUCCCAGCUAAUCACGCUUACAAACAGAUCUCCUACCCGCAGCAGUUUCGGGAUGUCGUCUGCGCGGAUGGCCUGAUCAGGUUUGUCGAGAUGGAGUAUUGCAGAAGACGCAUAAUCUAUGAGAUACCAGAUGUCUCGAAAUCAGAGGUUCUCUACGACUCGGAAUUACCGUUGGGCCAGACCGUUGACGAUGAAGAUGACAUCUACGAGUACCUUGGCUGGAGGAUCGUCACAUGGAACAGGCCAAUUGAUUCCAACUGUUGGCGCAGGGGCAGCUUGGUUCAUGUUAACGACAUCCGUGUUGUCAACAGCCCAAGCCAUUAUUCUGGCCUCCUUUCCGAUGGUGUGGACACCAAUAAUGCUCUAGAAGAGAACCUUCAAUCAGCUGGCUUCCCAACGCUGAGCAUGGAUGAUAGCGACGCUGUCUACCUCUUGUCCAAAGUGGAUCCGAAAAAUGCUUUGUUGCUCACCCUUGACAUGAGGAAGAAGACUCUGGAAGGUUUGACGCCAUUUUCUGCUGAAAGAUGCAUGUAUGGCAAACCAGACUACGUUACAUGUACCCUAUCGAAGUAUCUGAAUACAAAUUCAGGUGAUGUAUAGUUAUGCAUGCAGGUGCACGUUAGUCCGCAAUAGAUAUGGCCGUAGCUCCUAAUCAUGAUAUGGCAAAUAAGAGCAGCUUCCACAAUGCGUUCCGUGAUGAUGUAAACAAUGGUGGCUGUUCUGAGAAGAUUUGUAGUGCUAUAACUAGUUUGGGUGCUACCCGUACAAUGAUACUCCCCCGCUCUCUAAAUA
Molecule: messenger RNA, 1674 nt
Organism: Lolium perenne
Lineage: Eukaryota; Viridiplantae; Streptophyta; Magnoliopsida; Poales; Poaceae
Source: RefSeq, a predicted model, not a curated record